AUGGUUUCUUUGAUGAAAAUAUUAACAAAGAAUAUUGAUGAAGCAUUAGAAUUAAGUGAAUUGUUUUGUGAAAACAAAAAAUCAUUUUAUCUUCAUAUAGCAAGUUAUGCUGCGACUGAUGGCGAUGAGAAUGAGCAGGACAUCAAGCCAUUACGUUUUCAUAAAGUAGAAAAUAUGAUCGAUUGCAUUUUUUCACCAAAUAUGCUCUGGAGCUUUUAUAAUGCAAUAUUGAAUACAGAUAUUUGUCAUACAAUAGAACAACAUCAUCGCAAUGACAAUAAUCAAAUAAUGGAACGAAUAUUAUCCUUGGCAUAUGAUUAUAACUGUCCAGUACGUGUGGAAGUCAAACCAACAGCCUUAGCCACACAAGAACUAUUGAAAAAUUACAGAUUCCUUGAAUUAUUACAGCAGCGCGAUCACUUUCUGUAUAUGGAUUUUGAUGGCAAUGAUACUGUAUUAAAAUCUGAUGAAAGCAAGUUCGGCAUAACAAUAUGUGAACUAGAUGACUUGACGCAAGCCGAUUCAAAGAUGAGAAAAUUAGAAUGGGGUUACGUCUUAUGUGAAAGUUUCGGAUUUAGAAAUCCCGAAAUUCUCGGACCAUUUUAUUCAGAUGUAUGGAGUCGAGUUGAAGUCGGACCAACGAAACCAGUACGAAUGUUUAUUGCUCUAAAAAAUGAUCGGGUAGUUGGUGGAUGCCACUUGAGUUUAUCUCGUGGUAUUGCUUGUUUAUUCAAUUUAGUUACCUUGAAAACUGAACGAGGGCAGGGUAUAGGGAAAGCAUUAUCUCUAACAGCCAUGAGAAGUGCUAGAGAAUUAAAUUAUCGUUAUAUGGUGUUGCAAGCGUCUGCUAUGGGUGCACCUAUCUAUAAAAAAUUGGGUUUCAGAUCUUUACCGUCAUAUAAAAUAUUUAUCAAACUUCCGACAGCUAUUUGGUAUUACAAAAUAAUCGAAAUAGUACUGACAGUGGUCGGUAUCCAACGUAUACAACAGCUUAUGGGUAUUAUUCGAAAAAUUCCGAAAAAUUUUCCAGCAAUUAUAAUGAUUAUGAUGAUAAUUGUGGGUAUAUUCAUAGUUAAAAUAUUCAAAUAA
Molecule: messenger RNA, 1089 nt
Organism: Rotaria socialis
Lineage: Eukaryota; Metazoa; Rotifera; Eurotatoria; Philodinida; Philodinidae
Source: the annotation of a GenBank genome assembly